GUGUAUAUGGUAAUGCAUGUCUUGUUGUCUUGUUUAUGUAUCUUCUACCACAUCCUUUUUCAUUAUUAUUAUGAUGAUAAGCUUGCCAAAUGGUGUUCUGAGGCUUCAACCAAAAGGAGGACAUGGGCAUCAUAAUGGUUCUUUGCUCAAUGAUUCCUGCUUGAAAUCAUUCCGCAUAUUCCUUGAGCUAACUUCAUCAGUGAAGAGUGUGAUGGGGCAUCUGGAUGGCGGUCGUGAGUUUCCUCGGUUGUGCAUAGGCAUUGGAAAUCCACCUGGUGCUAUGGACAUGAAAGCUUAUCUUCUGCAGAAGUUCAGUCCUGCGGAGCGAAAUCAGAGGAGAAUAUUGAAUACGGGGUAUUCCUAUUAUUUGAGAGAUGAAAGUGAAGAGUUUAAUGGUUGGUAUUUUUGAGAGAUUGAUGAAUCAUUGGAACAAGGAGUUAAGGCAGUGAGGACAGAAGUACAAGCAUCACCAAAGUUUGACCAUUACGUGCCAUGGAUGAUGUUGUCAGUAUGUAAUGCAUGUAUAAACCAUUUUUAAUCAACCCUUCCUUAUCUUUUCCUUUCCUUUUUCCUCUAUUUGAUAAAAUUUUACCCUUUUA
This is a messenger RNA of Gossypium arboreum, 599 nucleotides long. Its product is annotated as chloroplastic group IIB intron splicing facilitator CRS2-B, chloroplastic-like. Bases 17 to 409 code for a protein of 130 amino acids. NCBI's taxonomy places the organism in Eukaryota, Viridiplantae, Streptophyta, Magnoliopsida, Malvales, Malvaceae. The transcript is spliced from 5 exons. The record is from RefSeq and is a predicted model, not a curated record. Gene Ontology annotation, molecular function: peptidyl-tRNA hydrolase activity.